AUGAGCACUGCGCACACAUGCUUUCGCAGCGCCCUGACACAGGCCUUUCGUCCGUCUAACUGCGGCCCUGCUACGUCCCAUUCUGUCUCCGCAUUUCUCGUUCCAGCGCUAUCUCGAACCUCCAAACGCCCCCUCUCGUCCGGCAAACGUCGAUCAAAACAGCAGAGCGCCACACCUCCUGCGACCGCAGACCGACCGAAGGAUCCGUUUGUCUAUAUCCAUCCACCCAAAGUCAGCAGCUCGCCUAUCGAAGGUCGCAUACCAGUACCCUCUCCCGAUGCUCGUGACGAUAUCAAGCGAUGGCUUUCAGCCCUGGAGCCUUUCUUUCCCAUCGACAUACGACGUACAAAAAUUGAUACGCCAGACGUCUCCGCCACGGUGACACCACUCGACUUAUCCGUAGUUAUCAACAAGGCUCAGGAAGCCUCUCACGACUUGCUCAGUCAUCUUGGAUUGGUAGAGGGGCGCUGGCGGGCGGCAGUCUGGAUAGCGAAGAAGCUUGCAGAGGGUGGAAAGCGAUUAGAUGAACCCGCAGCAUGGUGGAAUCCUUCUGCAAACGCCACCUGGCUGGUCGAAUCUGGGGCUCGAUCUUUGCAUGAUUUGACUAACAGCCCUCUGGACGUCGGAAGAACACGUCCACGACGAAAGCUUCAGACAUCCUUGGACGACCUGACGAAGUCUCCGGACACAAUCAAUCUGCGACAUCUCAUCGUUAAGCGGGCUCUGGGCCAGCUAUGGAGAAGUUUAGGCACGCUGAUACUCGCUGCUACCGAGCAGGACAAGCAUGGGCAGGAUCCGGUCAUGCCCCAUGUUCUUGAAAUCAUUGCGCAUUUACAUCACAUUGGGUUCAUGCCAGAUUCAGUGUAUGCAUUUCGUCCGCAGAACAAGCAUGCCUUGCAACAGCCGCCAACACUACACAUGCUGUCCUCGAAAAUCUUGACAGCUUUGUCAGAUGCGUCAUGGAGAGCGCACGAAGCUGCUGUCAAGGUUGCCAAAGACGGCGCGAAAGCCUCGUACUUUCUCGGCCACGAGAUUCCCGGCUCUCGAUACAGGGUGGAGAUUACGGAAAUUGCUCCUGAGCUCUGGUUGGAGCUCGUCCUAUGGUCAUGCUUACAUGGUGGCUGGACCGUAGAUGGUAUCGCGAUCCUCGAGAAGCUGGCCGCCAGACAGGGCGACCGUACCUGGGGACUGAUCAGUUGGAGAGAGAUCCUGGAAGCUGAUCAGCAGCGCCUGCCCUCAGCAUCCGAGGGAUGGAAACUCUUCCCAAUGCGGGGAGAUACAGCAGCGGGUGCUGAGGAUCGUGCCCGUACGCGUAGGACCAUCAGCAGCGAGGUUGUAACGGCUUUCAUCGAUGCCCUCAUCAACGACAUGCGCUUGGGUGUAGGCGCGCGGGGCACAAGUCCGGAAACAGUGAUUGACCACAUAAAGCAUAUGAAGAUAUUCCUCGAGGCGAACAAUCUGAGUUUAGGCUCAAUGGCUUGGGAUUCAGUUAUUACACGGCUUCUGGAGUCAGGUGGUUUCGACCCAGAAAAGCGUCCAGAGCUUCUACUUCGCCUGUUCAAUCUCGCUGCUGAGUUUGGUACAGAAGUUGGCUCGGCCAAUGCUUCACCCGCAGCUGAUGAUGAGGUUCCAUACUUUUUUGAACCUACCGCGGCCCCUCUCAGCCUACUUCAUCGGGCUAUGAGGGCAUUCAUCAACAUUGGAGACACCAGACGCACAAUGGAAUCCUUUAACAUGCUCCAGCAGCAUGCAGACAACAACAAGCAGAAGUCGCUGCAGCAAUUCUUCGAAACUAUGAGCACUAUGUCACUGCGGCAGGCUGAGCCUUUCACCAGCCGCACGGCGCCGAUCGAGUUCCCGUCCUUUGACACGAAUUUGCCUGUGCCAUUGCUCGCCAGGCUGUUGGACCUCGCAACUGAUUCGGAGAUGUACGAACUCGGGCGCUGGUUUGUCUUUUCGAAAGAUCUCGAUGGCCCACUGAUUGGUCGUGGCUUAUACGUUCAUCGAAACAUAGCAGCAUCACUCGUUCGUUUCGGCACUCUUGCAGGAGAGAAUGACAUCGUGCUGGACAUAGUGAAGCGGUCCGGCUAUCUCGAUCCGAAUACCAACCAGACGCGUAUGCCCAAUGAGCUGCUGACAGCAUUGUUUCGUAGUCAAGUCAGACUUCGCCGGUGGGAUGCAAUUCGAAACAUGCAGAAGCAUGCUGUAAAUCUAUCAACAUGGAUACCGCGCCCGAGCAUCCUGACCACCUUCGCGGCCGAACUCCUACGAGCUUCUGGAGGCUCCGCGAAGGAGGAUGCUGCAGCAAAAAAGGCAUUCUCGGGAAUGCUUUUCGAAUGGGAGCAUUUGAUUCUCAGUACGGUACGAAAUGAGCUGAACUGCACGCUUGCUAUACUCUCCACAGUCGAUGAGACAUGGAAGUCAUACUGCUCUCAAUUUCUCAACGUUUCCUCCCGACAGAGCAUCAGACUUUCCGUGGACAACUUCAACCAGAUUCUCGGUGGGGUUCUUGACCGAUUUGAUAGCGUGAAAGGAAAGGAGCUCGUCGAUCAAUGGUGCUACAAGCCGGGGAGGUUGUUCGAAUCAUUCAGAGCUCCCGGAGGAGUGCCAACUAUGCCUCAAUUCCGAUUUGGAAGGAGUGAAGAGAUCGCAGACUUCCCUGACAACAUAGAGAUCGUCCAAGACUCGGGUGUCGCGCUCGUCUUGAAGGGACGAAUUCUCCCGAACCGUCAGACGAUCUGGGCCAUCUUACGGAAGGUCCAAGGCGAAGUGGAGCAGUGGAGCCAGGAAAGAAAAGAGAUGUCCGCCUCUGCGCGUGACCAAGCGCGCGAUACGCUCCGAUGGGCGGCUCGUUUUCUGUACCACCUGGGCUACGACUACGAGGACAUAGCUCGUGAUCUGGGUAGCCUUGCAAAUCUUGCCGAGCUUGAGGCUCCUCAACGCCGCUCUGCCAUUGGGCAGACUACUGCCGCAGAGCACGGUCUGUAA
Molecule: messenger RNA, 2988 nt
Organism: Boeremia exigua
Lineage: Eukaryota; Fungi; Ascomycota; Dothideomycetes; Pleosporales; Didymellaceae
Exons: 1
Coding region: 1-2988 (995 amino acids)
Source: RefSeq, a predicted model, not a curated record